CAGAGACUGAGGCAGCAUACAGAUCGGACGCACACUCACUUGCUGCUUUGUAUAUAGAUGGAGUAGGAGUUCCAAUAACAGGCUUCCUGUCUUGGUGAAUGGUGAGGGUCCGUGAGCCAAUGGGAGAAGAGUGGUGAGGAUGCAAACGUGAUCCAGGAAAAAACAGCCUAUUGUUCCAGGGACGUCGGAGAAGUGUGACCUCCCUCCUGCCGGCUCCGGCUGCUCGGCCUAACGGCACACUCGAGGACCCCGAGCCCCACUGACAGAUCGCCAUGAGUGGGGGAGUCAAUGUGAAGUCGGCUCCGCGUGGGCCUCCCUCGUCAGGAAUCCCCCUCCCCCGCAGCCUGCUCCCCUCCUCUCCGAAGGCAGAUCCGCACCGCCGCCGCCGGGCCAGCGACCUGCCCAGGCCCUCCACGCAAACUCCCAAACACACACCCACGCACACGCCCACACACUCCCCCUCACUGCACCCGCGGACCUCCAGCAUCCCGGGGUCCAGAGACCUCCUGAAGGGUCAGCUCCUCCAGCGGACGGGGGGGCUGCCUGUUCCCCAGGUGUCCCGCUCGGCCUACAGCAGCCCGCUGACCCAGCGCAGGGUCCCGCCGCCGCCUCACUCCAAGGACACGCUGGAUCUGAAAAAACCUGCUGACGUUCCCACGCACGUCCUGCGUGACGGCAACAGCAACAGGAGCACGUUCACCAACAAGAACCAGACGUCCGGAGCCGGAAACCUGCGCCCGUCGCUCCCCGUCAGGAGAGGAGACAACUCCAACACUGCCGGCCAGACAAAUUACACCCCUACAAGAGAGGAGAAGCCGCCGGAAAACCGCCCGCAGCAGUCCGCCGCCGUCAACAACGGCAACAUUCGGCCCGCUCAGCUGGGCCACCAGCGCGCCGGCAGAGGCCGGGCCGGCUCCUCCAGCGAAUCGGACGAGGAGAUGGGGACUCCCGAGGACAGCAGCGCCGCCUCCUCCCCCGGCGUCUUGCCGCUUCCACCGAUCGCGUUCACCGUGCCCGCGGUGUCAAAGGUCGCCGUCGAUGUGGAGGAUCACAACCUGUACGGAGAGGCCCCGUCUGCAGAGAUACCCCGGGUCAACAUGGCUACCGUGGCCCCUUUCAGCUACAGGCUGCAGGUCCAGGAGAGCGACUUCUCCCUGGAUGAGCUGAGCGACUGCUCGUCUGGAUCCAUCGAGGUCUGCUGUGACGACCUGACGCCAGGAGGGAUGCUGGAGGCUAAUGUGGCUAACAUUAGCAUGACGGCUAAGCCCAGAGAGCUGGACCUCAGGUCUGCAGCCGUCUCCUGCCAGGAUACUUCAACGCAGGCCAUGGCCUCUCGGAAGCCGCCGGCCAAACCCUCCGCCCUACCUCAAGGACCCCCACGUCCCUCUGGGUCAGAGCUCAAGGUCUACCGUCCCACCUCCGGAUCCAUCCCCAUUCCGACCCCCAAUCCGUCCAAGCUCCGCAAACAGCGAUCCCUCGGCAACCUGUGUGUGCUCACCGAUGCUGAGAAGAAGCUGCACCUGUACCAGUCCCCCCGGUGGAAUGACGAUACGGGCCGGCCCGUCACUGCAGCCAGCAAAGUGGGUCAGACCAAGACAGGUCAGGCUGGUGGUGGGAGACCACCUCUGUCACGGACACUCUCAAAGUCAGAGCAGUCUCUGUUUCAGGGGAAGCCCAAAUCUUUUUGCUCCCCACCUGUGACUUCUAACGGUGGUAAGCCCAGCCGAAUUCCUGCACCCGGUAAGCCUCGGGGACCUUAUGCCGAGGUCAAGCCCAUCAGUAAAGCCUCCGAGGCGGGCCAGGCUGCAGACACGGACGUUGCGGACAACCCAACCAAAGCUAGCUCCAAUGGAGCCGGGAGCGUUGCCAGCAACGGGAAGAAACCUGGAGAAAAGGCGAGAUCUGCUUCACUUUCUACCGAGGAGAAGAAAGAAAAGAAAGGCACAGAGGGGGAGGAUGAAAAGGGCUUUUUGAAGGUGGACCCAGAGUUGGUGGUGACGGUUCUGGGAGACCUUGAACAGCUGCUGUUCAGCCAAAUGCUCGAUCCAGAGUCCCAGAGGAAGAGGACGGUCCAAAACGUUCUUGACCUCCGACACAACCUGGAGGAAACCAUGAGCAGCCUGAGAGGAGUGCAGCUCAGCCACAGCUGUGUGGAGGGGACCAUGUGCUAUGACAGCGACGAAGCCGCCGCCUUCUCCAUCUCCAGCCUGUCCAAUCGCUCCUCUCCGCUGUCGUGGCGGCAGGGUCAGGCCAGCCCGCGGCUGCAGGCCGGCGACGCCCCGUCCACGGGCAACGCCCCGUCCGAGGUGCCCCUCCGGAUCAGCCACACCUCCCGCAUCCACCUCAUCGAAGCCCUGGAGGACUCGGACCCGUCCCUCCUGAAGGGAGAUUACCUCAGUGACAGCGACCUCGGCGGGAAGAGCCCCAAUGACGACGACGACGAUGAUAUCGACGACCUCGGGAAUGGCUGGGACGAGAGCAGCUCCAUCAGCAGCGGACUGAGCGACGGCUCAGACAAUCUCAGCUCGGAGGAGUUCAACACGAGCCCCACUCUCAACUCCCUCCCGACCACUCCCAUUGGCUCCCGCAGAAACUCCGCCGUUGUAAUGCGCACAGAUGCGGAGAAGAGGUCUCUGGUGGAGAGCGGCCUGUCCUGGGACUCCGACGACAACAAGCCCAGCCGCAGAAGCCAGGGAGGCGGCGUCUACGACACGGGGAGCCUCAAGUCCGAGUCCGCCAAUAAAUGGAAGAAGACGCGGCCGCAGGGGGAGGGGCUGGAAGGAGGGAAGGGCGAGCUGAAGAAGCCUCAGACUCUGGCUCAGGGAAACAUGCUGAAGAAAGGAAGAAACCCACCUGUGGGAGUCACGUCUCCCAUCACACACACCUCGCAGAGCGGACUCCGAGUGGCAGGCUCAGUGAAAUCAGAUGGGAAGCCCAUGGAUAAGUCUCGGUUAGCGGUGAAGGCUUCGGGUCUUCAGCGCUCGUCGUCCGAUGCCAGUAAAGACCAUCGGAAUGGGGCCGGCGCUGGUGAGCAGCGUAAACCUCCGUCGGGUCUGGUGAGACCUUCAGCUGGUGGAAAUUUUGGCUUCAAGAAGCCGACCAGCGCUGCCAGUAAUGGCACAAACAGUGCCGGCACGCCCGCCGCGACGGGCAUACCCAGCAGCGCCGCAGCGGCGGGGAAAGGGCCCAAAACAUCGGGCAUCCCGGUCAAGCCGGGCGCAGGUGGCGGAGGACGGAAAACCAGUCUGGAUGUUUCAAGCAGCGACCAAAGUGGGUUUUUGUCUCCGAACGCCAGGACGUCUCUUCAGUACCGCUCUCUGCCCCGGCCGGCGAAGACCAGCACCCUGACGCUGACCCGGCCGAGCUCGGCUCGCCCCGUCAGCACCACCGUGGACACGGGCUCCGGACUGGUCAAGCCCUCCGCCGCAGCGUCCCAGGGAUCCAGGCUCAAAGAGCCCGCCUCAGGGCUCGGGUCUGGAAUCGGGCUGGGUAAGACGGGGGGCCGCGGGAUCCCAAGCCCCGGUCCUGUCAAUCAAACGGACAGAGAAAAGGAGAAAGAGCGAGCCAAAGCCAAAGCUGUGGUGUCUGACUCCGAGUGCGGAGGCUCCCUGAAGAGCAGUCCUGCUCAGACCCCGUCUGAGAACGGGGGGAAGCUCCACGGCCUGAGGCCCCCCAGCAGCGGGAAAAGCCUCGAUCUCCCCUCACCCAACACACACAGGUUGUCUGGCGUCCGCAGCCUGGCGAAGCCUCCAUCCAUGGCCCAGCUCGACAAGCUCAACUCCAACAGCCUGGACGCCGGAGUCCUCGAAUCCCUGCCUCCAAAAAUCCCUCCAUACUCCAAGCUCCAAGAGCUGUCCAGUUCUUCAGGCAGCUCCGGCACGUCGUGCCUGACCCCCAGCCCCGCCCCUCUGCUCAACGUGAACUCUUCGGGUUGUUUCUCCGGCUCGGGCCUGGGACUGGGGCCCAGGCAGGUCACUUCCCUCGGGGUGGAGCGGAGCGAAGGCAGCACUUCUCCCCUGCUUUACCCACGCAUGUCCGGCCUGCACCGCAGCAUGGAGUCCCUGCCGCUCCAGAUGAGCCUGGCCCCGGAGCCCCAGGAGAAAGAGAAGGCGAGGGGGCGGGAGAGUUUGGUGAGGGGCUACACCACCCUGGAGCCCCGGGACAAAGACAAACAGGAGGACAGAGGCCCCCCCUCCAGCUGGAGCUCUGGAAGCAAAGUCCCGCUGACUCUCACAGACAGCUCUCAGAGAGACAGAAACACACUGCCAAAGAAAGGUUUAAGUUUCAGCGGUGCCUGCCAGGUGGAGGAGGAGGGGAAGGAGAAAGGAGAGAGGAGACACUCUCACACCAUCCUGAGUAUGACCGACUCGCUCACGCUUCCGCUGCUGUCCUCACCCACCUCCCUGCCUCGCACCUCCAAGACCAGCAUGGUACCCAGUCCUGUCGGUGGACCUCCGAGGAUGACUCGGUCCAACAGCAUCCCCACCCACGAUGCCUCCCUGGAGCUGUACGGGGCGUCUCCGCUGGGCAGCACGCUGUCGCUGGCCGACCGGCCCCGCAGCAUGGGCAUGGUUCGCUCCGGCUCCUUCAGGGACAGGGAGGCCAACGACGACGUUCACGGCUCGGUGCUCUCCCUGGCGUCCAACGCCUCGUCCACUUACUCCUCGGCUGAGGAAAGGAUUCAGGGAGAGCAAAUCCGCAAACUGAGGAGAGAGCUGGAGUCGUCGCAGGAGAAGGUCUCCAGCCUGACCACACAGCUGACGGCCAACGCCAAUCUGGUGGCUGCCUUUGAGCAAAGCUUGACGCUGAUGACGUCUCGACUGCAGAGUCUGUCAUUAAGCCACGAGCAGAAGGACUCUGAGCUUGUGGAGCUGCGGGAGACGAUCGAGGCUCUGAAGGCCAGAAACGAAGAAGCCCAAGCCGUCAUUCAUGGAGCUCUGAACAAUCAAGACAAUAUGAAAGACCUGCGUAUCCGACGGCAGAACUCGUGCGAGAGCAUCUCCAGUCUGAACAGCCUGACCAGCAUGUCGAGCGUCGGCAGCCUGAAGGACCAGGACGCCAAGAAGAAGAAAAAGAAGAGCUGGGUCUGUGAGCUGAGGAGCUCCUUCAACAAGGCGUUCAGCAUCAAGAAAGGCUCUAAAACCUACUCAGACAUCGAGGAAAUCGCCACUCCGGACUCCUCGGCUCCCAACUCCCCAAAGAUGAAUCACGAAGGAGGAGAAGGAGGAGAAGGAGGAGAGAGCCAGUUGCCAUCGCUCAAGACUUCAGCUUCAUCUGUGAUCAUGGAGACCACAGAGGAGGCCGACGGCGAGGAGACGUCCGUCUCCGACCUUCGCUCGGAGCUGUGGGAGAAAGAGAGAGCGCUGACGGACAUCCGGCUGGAGGCUCUGAGCUCUGCACAUCAGCUGGAGCAGCUCAGAGAGGCCAUGCACAACAUGCAGUCAACAGUGGAGAACCUGAAGGCAGAAAACGACCAUUUAAAAACAGGAAGUCAGGCCAACCUGAGUGGCUCGGGGCCGACCUCCUCCACCUCCCAGCCGUCGGGCCUGGCCUCCCUGCUGGGGCCCUCGCUCCGGCAGCCCAUGAGCAUGUCCCUCACUAAAUCCUUCAGUCUCAGUCUGAACGACUGUAAAGAUCCAGAAGUGUCUCAGAGCGACACGCAUUCGGUGUCGUCUCAGCGUGAAGAGGCGUGCGCACAAGUGAUCGUCCGCAUUGGAGAUCAGUCAGAGGACAGUAAACAGCAGCAGGACUUCUUCCUGGGCUCAGUGCCCAUCAACGCCAGGACUGACUGGACCUGCCUCGAUUCCCUCAUAGCAAAGACCUUCAAAGACUAUUUAAGUCAAGUGGACCCGACGGCCAGCCUGGGUCUGACCUGCGAUUGUCUCCACAUGUACCAGCUGACACCGGGAUGCCAGAGGGUUUUAGGAGGAGACAAACCCCAAACCUCGCCCUAUAGAUGCUUUGGCAACGGCCCAGCUCGCAUUUACGUCACCCUGAAAGGUCUCAGAGAGAAAUGUGUGGACUCGCUGGUGUUCGAGACCAUGAUCCCCAAACCCAUGAUGCUGCACUACAUCAGCCUGCUGACCAAGCACAGGCGCCUGGUUCUGUCCGGGCCCAGCGGCACGGGGAAGACGUACCUGGCCCAGCGUCUGGCCCACUACCUCCUGCAGCGCAGCCGGACCGACGCGUCCGAGGCCGACCACGAGUCGUGUCCGCGGGGUCGCAGCGCCGCCGUCACCUUCAACAUGCACCGCCAGACACAGAAGGAGCUGCAGUUGUACCUGUCCAAUUUAGCCAAUCAGAUUGACAGAGAGAGCGGCGGAGAGCUGCCAUUGGUCGUUAUCAUCGACGACAUCAGCGACUCGGCGGCCAUCACCGAGCUGGUUAACGGAGCGCUCACCUGCAAGUAUCACAAAUGUCCGUACAUUCUGGGAACGACCAAUCAGCCCGUGAAGAUGACGUCUAACCACGGACUGCACCUCAGCUUCAGGAUGGUGACAUUCUCCAACAACGUGGAGCCGGCCAACGGGUUCCUGCUGAGGUAUCUGCACCGUAAAGCUGUGGAGGCGUACCAGAACGAGGAGCAGGACUCCGCGCGCCACCAGGCCCUGCUGCGGGUCCUGGACUGGAUCCCUCAGCUUUGGUACCAUCUACACACCUUCCUGGAGAAGCACAGCACCUCGGACUUCCUCAUCGGUCCGUGUUUCUUCCUCUCGUGUCCGGUGUCGGUGGCAGAGUUCAGGCAGUGGUUCAUCGACCUGUGGAACCACUCCAUCAUACCGUACCUGCAGGAGGGGGCCAAGGAUGGCAUCAAGGUACAUGGACAUAAAGCAGUAUGGGAGGACCCGGUGGAGUGGGUGCGAGGCACCCUCCCCUGGCCCAACGCACAGCAGGACCAGUCCCGGCUCUUCCACCUACCUCCCCCCAGCGUCGGUCCCCCCGGCGAGGAAAAGAAGCCGCCCAAAGACACGCCUCCCCCCAGCACGCUGGAGUCUGACCCCCUGAUGGCCAUGCUGCUGAAACUCCAGGAGUCGGCCAACUACAUCGAGUCUCCGGAGAGGGAAGGCAGUCUGGAUCCCUCCCUGCAGGCCACACUCUGAGCUUCCUGUCAAUACCGUGAAAUAACCAAGGACUCAGACACAAUGGCCGACACCACGAGUCAGUAGUGAACUUUAUUGUGUGCUCAGUGAGCAGUAACAGAGCUAAAUGUAAAGGAUAACGGACAAAGGGUUUGCUCUGCCCUGCUGUCAGAACAUUGGAAAGACUAUUAAACUGCUUUCAGAGGAAGCUGUGACGAUCAGGGAAGGAGCUCGACUGGUCUUCUCCCUGCCCCUCACUCUGUCCCACAUGGGUUGUUGUUGAAUUUGCAAGUGCAUGGUGAACCGGAAUAGUAUGAUGCAAAAUAUUACCUGUAAUCCCGUCGAUCCAGACUCUGUUUGUUCGUUUUUCCUUUAUAUCGUUUCAACUUCCACAACCUCCUCUACAGUUAUUGGUGCUUACAGGUUUUGUUCGAAGGCACAUCCAUCUGAGGAAAGAAAAGUAAAAAAAAAAAAAAAAAAAUCUCAGAAGUGACAAAAAGUAGAACCGUCGC
This is a messenger RNA of Salarias fasciatus (jewelled blenny), 7591 nucleotides long. It is a transcript of the gene nav1a, whose product is annotated as neuron navigator 1a. Gene Ontology annotation, biological process: neuron migration; nervous system development; neurogenesis. Gene Ontology annotation, molecular function: ATP hydrolysis activity. Gene Ontology annotation, cellular component: microtubule cytoskeleton; axon initial segment. The transcript is spliced from 34 exons. The record is from RefSeq and is a predicted model, not a curated record. Bases 273 to 7100 code for a protein of 2275 amino acids. NCBI's taxonomy places the organism in Eukaryota, Metazoa, Chordata, Actinopteri, Blenniiformes, Blenniidae.